AUGGCGUAUCAAACCCUUCUCCAAGAGUAUAUGCUAAUACCACCAGUCACCAGGGCUUACACCACGGCUUGUGUUGUCACAACUUUGGCUGUUCAACUUGAUUUAGUAUCACCUUUUCAAUUAUACUUCAAUCCAAAUUUGAUACUGAGAAAAUAUCAACUAUGGAGACUGUUAACAACAUUCCUGUUCUUUGGAAACCUUGGGUUUAAUUUCUUUUUCAAUGUGAUAUUCACAUAUAGAUAUUGCAGAAUGCUUGAAGAAGGCUCUUUCAGAUCGAGAACAGCAGAUUUUGUUGUCAUGUUCAUAUUUGGAGGCUUAUUAAUGAUCAUAUGUGCUUUCUUUGUUAAUCUAUUGUUUUUAGGUCAAGCGUUUACAAUCAUGAUUGUGUAUGUAUGGUCACGCAGGAAUGUUUUCGUGAGAAUGAACUUCUUUGGAUUAAUGAACUUCCAGGCACCUUACCUCCCCUGGGUUCUGCUUGGUUUCUCAGUUCUGCUCGGCAAUGCAAUUUCAGUUGAUCUAGUUGGAAUGGCAAUCGGUCACAUUUACUUUUUCUUGGAGGAUGUUCUACCGAGACAAAGGAAUGGAGAAAGACUCUUGAAAACACCCAAUUUUUUGAAAAAACUCUUUGAUCCACGGCCAGAGGAACCUGAAUAUGUUCAUCUUCCAGAAUUGGAUAAUGUACGCCCAGGAGGCUACGAGUGGCGCCAUCCAUAUCCCCGAGAGGAACAGAAUGGUCAAGUGCAAUAAGACAAUUUUACAAACAAUGAAUAUAAUGCAAUAUUGAACCAAAACAUUAAUCAAAAAUAUUCAUUUUACUAUAUUAAUAUUCUAUGAAAUAUUAUGUACAUUGUACUCGCUAAGGAUUAAAACUAACUAAAGUUGUUUUUAUUGAGUUUGUUAUUUAAGAAAAAUUCAAAUGAUUGUUACAUUUUGGUUGGAACAUAUUCCGUUGUUAUAUUAUCUGGAUGAAUCGAUAAAAUGUAUUUGUGUGUAUAGUUUGGAUAUUGAUAAGGGAUAUUAAUAUAUACUUUUUAAGUAAA
Messenger RNA from Bombyx mandarina (wild silkworm), 1040 nucleotides. RefSeq names its product Derlin 2 (gene Der-2). The record is from RefSeq and is a predicted model, not a curated record. NCBI's taxonomy places the organism in Eukaryota, Metazoa, Arthropoda, Insecta, Lepidoptera, Bombycidae.